AUGGUUGUGCAUCCGUCACACUUUAAGCGGCCUUCUUCAUUGGCUUUAAAGAGCCAAGGUGGGUUUGCGGAUUUUCAUCGUCGUUUCCCACAGCUGUGCGAAAGUUCCAAUAAUUCUCGAAGUUUGGAUCUGUCACAAACAGAGAUGUUGCAGCCCAAUUGUAGUUCUUUGCCAAUUAUUCCGAAAGGGCCUACGAAGAUAUUGCCGUUCUUGUAUCUUGGGUCUGAGAAGGAUGCAGUAGACACUGAGACCUUGGAGAAAUAUGGCAUCAAAUAUGUCAUCAACAUUAGUGUUGACUGCCCCCAGUCUGAAUGUGUGAAACAAGACGGUCAUUUUAUGAGGAUCCCGAUCAAUGAUUCUUACGGUGAAAAGUUGUUGCCGUAUUUUAACGAUGCUUUCAAAUUCUUAGAUAAAGUGUCUCAGAGCGGUUCCGUUGUUCUCAUUCAUUGUUUGGCUGGUAUUUCACGCAGUCCUACUCUGGCAAUAGCAUACGUAAUGAGGCAAAAUAAGUGGUCUGCAGAAAAAGCUUAUAGGUUUGUCAAAGAAAAAAGGCCGUCAGUUGCGCCCAACUUCAAUUUUAUGGGGCAAUUAUUGGACUAUGAGAAGCAGUUGAUAGCAAAGUGUGGGACUUUGGCAUCUUUCGCUGCUGAAGAUUCUCCUAAUAUGCCUUUUUCGUCAGGCGGGUCUGGCAAAGCUAAAAAAAGUAAAUUGGUUGAUGAAGAGUUUACUGCAAAAGUAGCGAAGCCGAGCGGUUGCAACACAAAUCCGUCAAAAGUUGAAGUUGUUCGUCCGCGUGGUCUGUGGGAAAGUGAAAUGAAGGAACCUUCAUCUAAAACUAACAUGAACGGGAAAAGGGUCAUGGAAACAACUGCAGCGAGUCUCAACGAUCACCAAAAAAACAGAGUUUUUGCGAAUUAUGUUCUUCCGAAUCACAUCGAUCGUCCGAGCGCUUUAAGUUGCUUAAAAGCUCGUAAAGCUGUGUAUAAGCCGCAGGCGGCUGAUGAAUUACCAUCUCCUUCUGCAGAAUUUUCGAAGCUCUCAUUCACCCCCUCACCAGGUGUUGAAUUGUCUGCUUCCAACCCAUUUUUUCCAUCAUGUUCGACUUCAGCUAUACGUUUGCCUUCGCCGACUGCUUCACUCUCAGCUGAGAACCCCAGUUUCCAAGGCCCAGAAUCCUUUCAGAAGGGCAUGCUGGGGAACGGUGAUAAUGAACGUUUUCCUUUUUUUUAUGAUUGUUAUUCUCAUUGUUCGAAAAGAAUUAAUUGUCUUUCAAGCAGUACUACUUUAGAAACCUCUUUAGCUUCAAGGUCUUCUCUUUUGAAUUCACUAGCCAGUGCUCCGCCUAUGUUAAAUGCUUCUCCACUUUCUAAUUCUUCAGUAAAAUCGCACAGUGAGUAUGAAUGUCAACAAGAUAGUCCCGAAUCUGGCUUUGUAGAUAAUGUGGAAGAUUAUUCCGGAAAGUCAAUUGCAGUUAAUCAAGUAAAGUUUCCUAAAGAACCGGACCCCUAUCGGGAUGCUGAUCGGGAGUCACUUGGGUCUACGGGCAGUUUAGAAAUUAUUGUUAAAUAG
Messenger RNA from Enterobius vermicularis (human pinworm), 1569 nucleotides. NCBI's taxonomy places the organism in Eukaryota, Metazoa, Nematoda, Chromadorea, Rhabditida, Oxyuridae. The record is from the annotation of a GenBank genome assembly.